AGAUGGCGGCGGGCGGCCCGGGGGGAAGCUCCGAGGGCGGCGGGGGGAGCCCGGGCCACGGACGCCGAGACGCCUCCCCCCGGGGCGGAAGCCAGGGCGGACUCCAGGGCGGCCCGGGGCACAACUGCCACGACUUCGCCGAGUUCCAGGAAGUGCUCCGGGGGAUGCGGACGAUCGACGACCGGAUCGUACACGAGCUGAACACCACGGUGCCCACGGCCUCCUUCGCGGGCAAGAUCGAUGCCAGCCAGACCUGCCAGCAGCUCUACGAGUCUCUGUUGGCAGCCCACGCCAGCCGGGAGCGUCUCAUCAAGAGCUGCAUAGCCCAGGCCGCGGCCACGGUCCAGCAUCUGAGCCGCCGCCGCCGCGACGAGGACCUCGGCGACCUGGAGUUGUCCAAACAGCUCCGCAAGGAGCAGAGCAAGGUGAAGGCCCAGCUGGAGGAGAAAGAAGCUAAGAGGUACCCGCUCUUCACAGCCACCCUCUUCCGCUCUCUGCUGAUUUCCGACGUCACCAAUAUCUUCAUUAAGGUCCUGGUCGGCGACGAAGAGUGCGUCCACCUGCGGGUGUGCCCCGGGCCGAGCCUGGGCAUGCGGCUUUCGGCCUUUCAGACGGACAAGGUCAAGGAUGACCAGUUGGCCUUCUUCUGAGGGCCCGCCGGCCUUGGCGCUUUACCUGCCGGGAAUCCACAGUAAACACCCGCGGACGAGAGAAAAGCCACCCGCAUAGUAUCUGUCCGAGGGCUCCUGGCUCGUUUCCUGAGAAUCGAUCAAUCGGUCGUAUCUAUUGAGCGCUUACCGUGUGCAGG
Molecule: messenger RNA, 808 nt
Organism: Tachyglossus aculeatus (Australian echidna)
Lineage: Eukaryota; Metazoa; Chordata; Mammalia; Monotremata; Tachyglossidae
Gene: MIX23
Product: mitochondrial matrix import factor 23
Exons: 5
Coding region: 3-650 (215 amino acids)
Cellular component (GO): mitochondrial intermembrane space; mitochondrion
Source: RefSeq, a predicted model, not a curated record